Messenger RNA from Closterium sp. Naga37s-1, 696 nucleotides. The record is from the annotation of a GenBank genome assembly. NCBI's taxonomy places the organism in Eukaryota, Viridiplantae, Streptophyta, Zygnematophyceae, Desmidiales, Closteriaceae.
AUGGGAGAGCGCGUGAGUGCAGGUGAGGGCAUGGGAGAGCGGGGGCGUGCAGGUGAGGUCAUGGGAGAGCGGGUCAGUGCGGGUGGGGUCAUGGGAGAGCGGGUGUGUGCAGGUGAGGUCAAGGGAGAGCGGGUGAGUGCGGGUGAGGUCAUGGGAGAGCGCGUGAGUGCAGGUGAGGUCAUGGGAGAGCGGGUGAGUGCUGUUGAGGUCAAGGGAGAGCGGGUGAGUGCAGGUGAGGUCAUGGGAGAGCGGGUGAGUGCAGGUGAGGUCAAGGGAGAGCGGGUGAGAGCGGGUGAGGUCAUGGGAGAGCGGGUGAGUGCAGGUGAGGUCAUGGGAGAGCGGGUGAGUGCGGGUGGGGUCAUGGGAGAGCGCGUGAGUGCAGGUGAGGUCAUGGGGGAGCGGGUGAGUGCAGGUGAGGUCAUGGGAGAGCGGGUGAGUGCGGGUGAGGUCAUGGGAGAGCGCGUGAGUGCGGGUGGGGUCAUGGGAGAGCGCGUGAGUGCAGGUGAGGUCAUGGGGGAGCGGGUGAGUGCAGGUGAGGUCAUGGGGGAGCGGGUGAGUGCAUGUGAGGUCAUGGGAGAGCGUGUGAGUGCUGUUGAGGUCAUGGGAGAGCGGGUGAGUGCAGGUAAGGUCAUGGGAGAGCGGGUGAGUGCAGGUGAGGUCAAGGGAGAGCGGGUGAGUGCGGGUGAGUGCGGGUGA